Guillardia theta CCMP2712 is the source of this 3876-nucleotide messenger RNA. RefSeq lists its product as hypothetical. The coding region runs from base 1 to 3876 and encodes 1291 amino acids. NCBI's taxonomy places the organism in Eukaryota, Cryptophyceae, Pyrenomonadales, Geminigeraceae. The record is from RefSeq and is a predicted model, not a curated record. The transcript is spliced from 14 exons.
AUGAGGAGCAUCAACCUUGCCCUGAGCCUCUUCGUAGCCACCUGCGUCUGCAAGCUGCAUCUGCCAUCUCAGGCGAGGCAUGCAGCUCCCUGUUGCCGCUAUGGUCGAACGUCUGCCCUGCGCGUGCUGCGGUUGCAAGGGGGUACAGUGAGCGACGAGGACGCGGAAUAUCCAUCCCUUGCUGCUGCGAAGGAGAGAUUGAUCAAGGAGAUGAACGAAAAGGGAGACAGUGAAGACGCAUACUCCGACGAGGAGAUCCUUCCAGACAGGAGCGCUAUCUCCGACUGGAGUUUCACGCAUGGGAGCGGGGAGGGCCCCUGGGAGGAGAGAGAGUUUGUGAGUCUACACAAUGUCAAGACCGGGGCGACGAUCGAGUUGUUGAGGGACGCAGGGCACAUGUCGUUCUCGUUUCAGUGCAGCAAGAAGGGAGAAGUUCGUUCAUACCUGGGCAACGACGCUGGUUUUGUGUUCACACCGUCCCUGAGUGCAAGGAACCUCGUGGUUGAUGGCAAGGUGAAGAGAGUCCCGAUACUGGAUGUGCAGGGCUUCGAGGAGGACGGACGGAUGACGUUCGGGUCGUGGAUCUUCGAGCUGGAAGCGGAUGAUACGGAGAAAAGGUGGAGGAACAUCGUGGUGCGGAACACAGGGGGCUCCCCCGAGGACGAGAUGUUCCUACGGCCCGAAGGCUUCGUCUUCACUUCCGCCAGGUCGCUGAAAGCGAUGGUGGUGGAGUACUCUAGGAUAGAGUGGGUGUCUUUGGGGACUAUGGCAGAGUACCUCCUCCAAGAUGACCUGAUGUUUGACCGCCAAGUUGAGAGCGAGGAGGAGGAGGAGGGGGCAGGGGAAGAGGAGAGAAACGAGAUUGCAGACUUGCUCCAAGAAGGAAGGUCGGGGCUGAGAGGAUACGACGGGGAGCUGGAGCCUCUGCACGAGGUUGUGGAGAGAGAGAACGAGAAGAUGCAGGCAGAGCCCGACAACCUGAAACCGUCUGGGAAUAAGCUGCUGGAAGAAGCGUUCCCGUGGAUCAAGGAGGGGAUGGAGGAGGAAAAGGAGGAAAAUCCUGAGAUGGACUACAAUAAGUUCGGCGAUUAUUUCUCUCAGCCUUCAGCUACCUACCUCCAUCCAAUCAAGGGUAGCCAGCCCCUCUACCAAACGAACUACCACGACCCGACGACGAUGACUCAGUUCCGAUAUGAAAACGUCUCUCUGCAAGAGCUCGUGGACAUGAAGCUACGCGAGAGGGAGAAGGAGAGGGAGACGUGGAAGCGCUCGACAAGCUUGCUCGCAGGGCACGCCGAGAACGAGAAGGCUGCGACCGACAUGCUUGUCAACCACUUCAAUGCCACCCUUGAUCAGCUGGUGUACGUGCUGGAGCUCGUCGACCACAGGCUGGUGGGAGACAUUGUGGAAGGGUUCAACCUGCUGGAGCGAAGGAGGCAAGCAUACUUGGAGUACGACGAUGACGACAUCGACCAGACGCUCCUGGGCGUCGGGAAGUUCAACGAGCUCUGUCAGAGCCUUGACCCUGAUUACAUGAAGAAGCUGCAGCUGAGAAUCAACGCCUCCCAUGAGGCUCUGCCAGCCAAGUGGUCAGAGCUGAACGAGACUGCAGUCUGGAAGAAGUCGGCGGUGGACGUGGCCCCCUACGCGUAUCACUCAGGUCUGAUCAUCAGCAAUGAGCAGCUGGUGGAAUGGGAGAAGAGGCGCAGGGAGAGGGAUCAGAAGCUCUCAACUUCGCUGCUCCAACAGGCUGCGGCAUUCCUACGAGCAGACGAGAAGGCCAAUGACGUUCUGCCGUUAAAAGAUGUAGACGAUAGCAAACUGAUGCUGCAAGAGACUCAUUAUCCCAGCGAGCUCAACCUGACAGUCGUAGGCGGUAAGGACGUGCAGCAGCAGUCGAGCUUGUUCUCUCAGAAAGUCAACAACUCGAUGACUAGCCUUGCGAUCCAAGGACGGCUGGACACGCAGGUGAAGCUCAUGCAGGCGCUGGUUGAGGAGUCGCACAAGAACAGGAGGCUCGCAGCUCGAAAGCAAAAGAUCGAUCUAGAACAUGUGAACAUGAUCGAGUCGCUACGGCCUGCCAAGAAUGGGACAGAGGAGGAGGAGGAGGAGGAGGAGGUCGAUCUUUCUGCAUUAGACAAUGAGAUCGAGCGACUAGAAAACGAGCUUCAAUCGUUGCGCAUGGACUCAGCUGAAACCAGUGACUCAUUCCAGAUCAAAACCAAGAAAGUUCAGCCCAAGGAAAAGAUUUCUUUAGGCCACAAAGUUUCAGAUGUCGAUCCCUUGGUGGAGCUUAAGAAGAAGAUUGACAAGACGAAAAUGAAAGGAGACGACUUGAGCUUGCAGAAGAUUCUUGGGAAAGAAAAGAAACAAUCUGGAAGUCUGCCAAACAUCAACGACCUGCUCAAAGGGAUGAAAUCCAAGCCUUCGAACACUUCUGGGCAUAUUUGGACUCCUGACGUCAUCCAAAAGUUGUUUGCAAAUGCCACUAAUGCUACUAGCGACGCUGAAAUCGGUAACUUCGCACCAGUCGUUCCUUACUUGCUUGUGUCCGUUGUUCUUGAUGCUUGCCGAAUAUGUUUUUUAUUCUGGCUGUUGGUUCUUUCCGUGUUUUUUAAGUUUCCUACUCUUAAGUUUCCUCCAUAUAUGACCAUGAUGCAUCUAGACGCCAAAAUUGCUUUGGACCAAGCAUUGAAGAAUGCGAUGGGAAUGCUUGAAUCGAUUUCAAGUCGACCCACCUCCGUCAUUUCAAAUAAUUCCAUCAAACCCGAAUGGCUACAGCCUGCCGAUCUCACUGGUCUGCAAGACAGUGACAAUGAAACCGUUGGGGAGGGGGGAGACGAGGAGCAAGAAUGGGACGGGGACUUGCUAUGGACGAUGGGCAAGCAAGAAGAUCCAGACGUGAACGACGAGUUCCCUCCCCCUCAUUUUCAACAUGGCGGUACUGCUGGCGGGACUGCAGCAGGUCUUGACAGGACGGACGAGCCGAUGGAUGCGCAUGGGGACGAGAUUGUGAAAAUGCCCAAGGGUUCAGGCUCAGCAGAAGACGACUGGGUAAGCUCCAUGACUGCGCAGGAGGUCUGGGACAUCGUUCAGGGAAGAGGACAAGGAGGAGAUGGGUACACUGUCCUUCGGAACCGGAUCUACGGCACAGUCAUCGAGUUGUACCAUGAUAGCGAUGAUGGGUUUUUCCGCUUCCUUCCAGGCGCUGCUAUGCCCCGUGAUCGGACCGAGAAGGGGGAGCCGAUGUGGAGGGUGAAGUGCCAGGACAAGGGAGGACAGACACUGACUAUCUCAACAGGGGGAGUUUACAAGAACCAUCUUCACCUGUGGGGAGACUUCUGGCCCCGCGUCUGCUUCAUGGCCCACAUGCUGGUUCGUUUGAUCAUAGAGAUCAAGGAUCGAUCCAAGGUUCGCUACCCCUACGACAAGAGCACAGCAGCCGGGCUCUGGACAAUCAGUCCUCAAGGUGCCGUCAUGAAGGUCUCGUGGUCGUUGGACGCCCAUCGGUCGAUCCCUCACAAGGCGCGAGGGCUGCUGUUCCUCACCCCCGACGGGUUCAUCUUCUUCGGCGAGAGAAGCAUAGUGCAUGUGUGUCGUGGUGAGGAGCCCAGGAGGAUGCCAAGAUACGCGUUACAGACCCCCUUCGAGCUGACAGCAGCAGGGCAGAAGUACUUCGAGCAUGAGCUGGAGAGUCGUCUGGAUUGGUAUCUCAACGACGACGAGGCUGAGCAGCUCACGAUCUGCUGUAAAGAGGGAGGAGGCAAAGAGCUUGUGAGGCUGAAGAGGAGACCCGAGUCGAUCCGACCAGUCAGACGAUUCAAUUCCCACAUCGACGCGUACGAGCAAACUCCCAUCAACAUUUCCCACCUCUAG